AACUCUUAUGGUGCUGUUCCUCAAGGUGCUCAGCAGAUUCCUGUUAGCCAGAUGAGUGUGAUUCCGAAUGUAAUGGUGAACAAAAGCCCUACGCAGUCAUUUGUUGUGGACAAUGGAAACACCAUGCUUUUUGUUGGAGAGUUACACUGGUGGACGACGGAUGCAGAGAUUGAGAGUAUUCUUUCACAGUAUGGAAGAGUCAAAGAGAUCAAGUUUUUCGAUGAGAGAGUUAGUGGCAAAUCUAAAGGGUAUUGUCAGGUUGAGUUUUAUGAUUCAGCUGCUGCAGCCGCUUGCAAAGAAGGAAUGAAUGGUUAUAUUUUCAACGGUAAAGCAUGUGUUGUUGCCUUUGCUUCUCCUGAGACACUGAAGCAGAUGGGAGCUAAUUUCACUGGGAGGAACCAGGGACAAAACCAAAUUCAAAACAGAAGGCCUAUGAAUGAAGGAAUGGGAAGA
Camelina sativa (false flax) is the source of this 453-nucleotide messenger RNA. NCBI's taxonomy places the organism in Eukaryota, Viridiplantae, Streptophyta, Magnoliopsida, Brassicales, Brassicaceae. The record is from RefSeq and is a predicted model, not a curated record.